Molecule: messenger RNA, 2559 nt
Organism: Spathaspora passalidarum NRRL Y-27907
Lineage: Eukaryota; Fungi; Ascomycota; Pichiomycetes; Serinales; Debaryomycetaceae
Gene: BUB1
Product: protein kinase
Exons: 1
Coding region: 1-2559 (852 amino acids)
Biological process (GO): protein phosphorylation; meiotic sister chromatid cohesion, centromeric; mitotic spindle assembly checkpoint signaling
Molecular function (GO): protein kinase activity; ATP binding
Source: RefSeq, a predicted model, not a curated record
AUGCUGGUGCCGGCAGAUGCAAGUGUGUUGGAAGAAAACAAAGAGAACAUUCAACCUUUACCAGGAGGAAGACCAGCACUGAGACUUUCGCAUGCACUCAAAACCUCAUCUGCAUCUCAUCAAGCGUUUAAAGAUCAACGACAACGUGAACGUGAACAAUUCGAACUAGCACUAAAGGAAUCAGACAACUUGGAUGAUCCGUUGCAAUUGUAUAUAGAUUACAUAAAUUGGACCCAUACUUACUUCCCCCAGGGUGCCAAUUCCGAAAGUGGCCUUGUCAUAUUAUUAGAACGAUGCAUUUCCAUAUUCAGAGAUGUCUUCUUGUACAAGAAUGACCCAAGAUAUUUGAAAAUUUGGUUAGAGUACACAAACUAUUCUGAUUCUCCGCGAGACGUGUAUGUGUAUCUUGCAAAGAAAGAAAUAGGAAAUAGGCUUAGCUUGUAUUAUGAAGAAUUCGCCAAGUUCCUAGAAUCAAAGGGGAAAUUCAACGAUGCUUGUCAAAUCUACGAGUUGGGCAUACAGUACAAUGCGUUUCCAUUGAGUAGAUUACAACGAUCAUAUGAAAAAUUCCGAGCACGAGUAGAUUCGGGAAUUAAUCAAGUCCAAACAACAACAAUUGUACGGGAUGCAUUAGCUGUGAAGCAAGGUUCAGUGGCACGAUUCGGUGGAGAAGACAAUGAGCAACCUAGAAAGAAGUCAAAGCUUGAAGUGUUCAAAGAUAACACUGAAAACCCAACCGUUUUACAAUCUAUAUUUGGAAUUGGAGUCGAUGAUCAAAAUUUACAACUUGGAUCAGCAAAAUCUAGAGUAAAGGAAAAUACUAUAGCUGCCAAACAAUGGACCGGAGAAGUCUUAAAACAGAAAACCACUCCUCCGCUGACAUCUUCUACUAAAUUUCAAGUGUUCAAAGAUGAGAACCCGCAGGAACCAGAAACCAAAAUAACUGUCGUUUUUGACAAACAAGAUUUAGCAGCAUCCUUGAUAGAAACCAAGGGAAAGAAACCAGAACGAGUACUUAUCAAUAUGGAUCUCGUAUACCAGAAUGAUCAAGAAUAUUCUUUGCCCGAGCUCCUAGCUUUAUCACGUAAGCGAAAAGACCCUGAAUUUACCCAGACAUUAAUGAACCCAUUAAAGGGAAUAAAUGUAACCAAUCCCGAACCAACCAUCACAAUGUAUUCCAAAAUGGCAAAUAAUGAAGUAAUGAGUAUGUUUAACUCAAACAGAGAUUUUGAAGAAGGCGAAGAACAACUUCAUGAUAACACCACUACUCAAAACUUUGAUGGAUUUGUAACUGAAACAAUCGAUGUUCAACCUGUUCUUCAACCCCAUACAACUCCACCAACUGAUAAAGAAGACUAUGCUGAUACUCCAAGCUCGCCGUUUGUCGAUGAACCAAUUGUUUCUCAGAAAGUUAUCAUAAACCCAUUUGAUAAGGAAACCCGUGAUUUAUAUCUUGAUAAUUUGUCCAUUCCCCUUACGGUAUUUGCUGGUUUCUUUGAUAAAACAAACAUUUCUCUGAACAGCCUAGGCAAAUUCAAGUCCAUAACACAUGACAAUAAGAAAAUAGCAAAGAGUUCUCAACAAGCAAUUAUAGAUUAUUGUGGUGACGAGAUAUAUUGUCUUAUACAUGAAUUGGGCCAAGGUGGAUAUGGAUUGGUAUAUCUUAUAGAAACAGCAUCGACUGGUGAAUUAAAAGCAUUGAAGAUAGAAUCACCGGCAUCGAGAUGGGAAUUUUACAUCUUACAUCAAAUCCAUCGUCGAUUAUUAGGAUUCCCGCCCCGCCUCAGUUCUCAAUUCGUUCAAGCUGAAUCGUUGUUUUACUUUAAUGAUGAAAGUUUUUUAAUUAUGGAUUAUUACAGUCAGAGUACAUUAUUAGACGUGGUCAACUAUUAUAAAAGCAGUAACUUACCCAUCGAAGAAUCACUUGUCAUAUAUUUCGCAAUUGAAUUACUUAAAGCCUUGGAAACAUUGCAUUCAAUAGGUAUCCUUCAUGGAGAUUUGAAAGCUGAUAACUGUAUGGUUCAUUUCGAAAACAUUGAAGAAUCCGAAUGGAGUGAAUAUUAUACAAGCGACGGAAGCAAUGGAUGGGAUAAAAAAGGCAUCACGUUGAUUGAUUUCGGUAGAGGUGUUGAUUUGAAGCUAUUUCCAAAAGAUGCUAUGUUCAGCUGUGUCAAUCUCAAAGUUGAUCAACAAGAUUGUCCAGCCAUGCAUAAAGGCGAGCCGUGGUCUUAUGAAGUGGAUUAUUACGGUCUUGCUUCGAUAAUUCAUACGUUAUUGUUUGGCAAUUACAUAAAAAUACGGCAUAACGGAACCAAAGUUCAAUUAGAAGCUACAUUUAGACGAUAUUGGCAAAGUCAGCUAUGGUCGGGAUUAUUUGACCUUCUUUUGAAUCCGUAUUCUGUAAACGAACCACGACACCCAAAGAUUAUGGAACUUAAGCAACAACGUGAAAUGUUUGAGAAUUGGUUAAUUAGUAACUCACGACCAAAGGGAUUGAAACGAGUCAUUUCAAGUCUUGAAAAAGAACUCAACUCUAUAAACAACAAAAGAGUGAGCUAG